UCAGCAUCUCUCGCCGCUCUGCUCCAUUUCUCCCCGUCCCCUGCUGCAUCGCAUCGCAUCACUGCCUCUCGCUUUCCUCUCUCUCGCCCUCCCUCCCUCCUGCGUCCCCGAGGCGCGCGGGCGACGGCGACGACGCGAACCCCGCCGCCGCCUAGGCAUAGUUGCUGAGCAUUUGGGUAGUCAGCUACAACUAUAUCUGGCCUACUGCUGUUUGAUUCUUGUUGAACUUUGGUCACUUAGUCGGAUAAAAGUGUUUGUUGGAUAUUCACGGGUCUAAAUUGUCAUCGCCUUGUGAUUAAGUAGCAUCAUUUCACAUACAACACUGGGAAAUGGAUCGUAGAGAUACUUCAGGGUUUGUUAGUGGAGGAUGCUAAGAUGUUGAAGCUUGCUAAUUACCCUAGAUUUUCUAACAUCGUAGCUUUUUUGACAAUUAUUUAACCCGGAAGUGAGGGCAGCUGGUACUUCCUCAUAAGUUUGGUCGACUCUAGGAGCAAUGGAACCCAGACAUGGGCAUUCAGCAUUCACCAUAAGUUUCCCAAAUCCAAAUGGCUUUGUGAAUCAGUGUGCUGCUGUCAUUCCAGCAGCCAGUCAUCCUGCAGCUGGUUCUAGCCAACCUGAUGUGCUAGCUCCUAGAGGCUACAAGAGAAAGUCGACUGAAUUGGCUCUAGGUCUGGGUGACUCAUCAAGCUCAGAUAGCAGCAGGCAGAGCAUGGGUACUGGUUGCACUGUUUCUUCUGCCAGGGGAAGUGAUGAUGGCUCGUGUAUGGACUAUGAUAUAUUUAAGUUAUCUCUUGGCAAUGAAGGUACUUCCAAGCUGCAUAAACAGGCUUGUGAUUCCAGGAGGCCUUUUGAGAAGCCUGGGUUGGAUCUUAAGUUAUCAUUGGCGCCAUCUCAAUCUGGUGUCACUGAUGUAGACCUAAUUAGAACCACUGCACUUCAGGAGACUUUUGUGCAGCCACAUAUUAUGGCUUUAGUGCCAACAGUUGAUGAAGGAUCUACAUCUGCUCGACGUCCACAUGGAGGCAUGGUGCUUUCUUUCCUUAACCAGGCUGACCGAUUCUCAGGGGUUUCUUUGAGCCAAGCAUUUCCAGUGAGCUCUAAUCAGGUUCAAGCUCCAGCUCCUCCAACACCAACAGUGCUCCAACUGCCGAAAAGUCCAGCAGCCUGCUCUUCCGGGUUUGUCCAUUCACAGCAGCGCAGCAGUAGCACAAAAGUUUGUUCAUACUCAGGAUGUGUAAAAGGGGCCAGAGGUUCCUCAGGGCGAUGCAUCGCUCACGGUGGGGGUAGAAGGUGCCAAAAGGAUGGCUGCAACAAAGGAGCGGAGGGCAAGACCAUCUUCUGUAAAGCCCAUGGAGGGGGGAGGCGCUGUGACUACCUUGGAUGCACCAAGAGUGCUGAAGGCCGUACUGAUUACUGCAUAGCCCAUGGCGGUGGUCGGCGUUGCAGUCAAGAAGGAUGCAAAAGAGCAGCACGAGGGAAAUCUGGCCGCUGUAUCAAGCAUGGUGGCGGUAAGAGGUGCCAAAAGCUAAACUGUACAAAGAGCGCAGAAGGGCGGUCAGGCAUGUGCAUUGCUCACGGAGGUGGGCGCCGAUGUCAGCAUACUGAUUGUGGCAAGGGAGCUCAGGGCAGCACUAAUUUCUGCAAAGCUCACGGUGGUGGCAAGAGAUGCACACACCCUGAUUGUUCCAAGGGAGCGGAAGGAAGUACACCAUUCUGCAAGAACCAUGGAGGUGGCAAACGCUGUUCAGCUGAAGGUUGCACCAAGAGCGUGCAUGGUGGGACCCAAUUCUGUGUUGCGCAUGGAGGUGGGAAGCGCUGCAUUGUAGAAGGAUGCAGGAAGAGUGCAAGAGGCCGCACCGACCGCUGUGUUGGUCACGGUGGGGGCAAGCGAUGCCAGUCCACCGGCUGUGGGAAGAGUGCGCAGGGAAGCACUGACUUCUGUAAAGCGCACGGUGGAGGCAGACGCUGCUUGUGGGGGCAACCAGGUUCAGACCUGGGAUCUGGUGGCGCUCCUUGUGACCGCCUUGCAAGAGGCAAAAGGUGCCUGUGUGACCAGCACAACGCCCUGGUGGACGACAACAGCGUCCACGGGGGUGCCUCAUUUGGUGUUUUCAGUAUGGUAAGCGACGCCCUUUCUCACGGAGCUAGUCCUCCAAGCGCUGGAACAAGCAUGCACAGCUUCUUCAUGCACCCCGUGGAGGCUCCUCGGCGGGCACCAGCCUCAGCCCAUGAGGGCCGGGUGCAUGGUGGUAACUUCAUGCCCAUGCUUGAUGGCGGCGUGAGCCUAGGAAAGAAGCCCACCAACAAUGUUGAUGCUGGUUCUAGUACCUCCGCAGCUCGCAGCUGGAAAUCAUCAGGUGACAUUGAAAAGCCUAGCAGCUCAGCACGGCGCAGCUGGCUGUAAUGCCAGAGUUCCUUCUCCGCCAGCCCUCCAUCUUGGUUUGCUCCAUUUCGUCUUGAAAGUAUCUCCCAUGUCCUCUGGUGUGAAAUAUAUGAAUGGUGUAUUGUCUGGUUUGCUCAGCACGACUAUUGUGUGAAAUUGUCUGUAUGGUGAUUGGUCAGGAGUCAGGGCUUCCUUGUUUGUCGUAUGUGCGUUGUAACAGUGGUAUGGUCGUGUGUGCUCUAUAAUAGUCGUGUUGUCCAUUUCAAAAAAAAAUAAUAGUCGUGUUGUAUGAUAUAAAUAAAGGAUGAAGGUUGAAUAAAUAUAAGCUAAUUGUGAAUUACAGGUAGUCUUUUUUGA
This is a messenger RNA of Setaria italica (foxtail millet), 2740 nucleotides long. RefSeq names its product hornerin. NCBI's taxonomy places the organism in Eukaryota, Viridiplantae, Streptophyta, Magnoliopsida, Poales, Poaceae. Bases 494 to 2404 code for a protein of 636 amino acids. The record is from RefSeq and is a predicted model, not a curated record. The transcript is spliced from 3 exons.